CGUCUUCCGGCAGCUCUUCCCAGCUUCGGCGUCCCUUUUGCCAAUGCAACCCCCCGAAGCGGACACACUGCCUGUUUCAACCCCUGGAUCAGAAAAGCUUCAUUCCCCUUAGCUCCCUUUUCUACGUCGCUUUGUUUCGUGCCAUUCGCAACAAGCUUAACGGCUUGACAACGAGACGCUAACAACCGGCCCUUCCAAGAAGGUCUAGAUUCAGCGCCUGGACCGGCGCUUCUAGAUGUCUUGGGAGAUGCGGUGUCUUCUGUUGACUUGAUACUCGCAUCCCCAGCAGCACAUCCCAAAGAGCAACCCCGGGCUUACUUACCCCGUGUUUGCCAUGAAGCCCUCGUCUCAAAUCUGUUCACAGAUCUCCUUGCGUACCGCUUGCCCCCUUCUGAAACACACGGUUCGUCCAUCAACCAUCGUGGAUCCUGAUCUGCCACCAAAGAAAAUACAAAUAUCAAUGCCGUUGCUCCCCUCCCCGAUCCCGUGUCUUGCCCCUUUCCUCUCUCCAUCCCGCUAGCUUGUUCAAUCUUUUGGCCGUGUUUUAUUUUCCGUCUUCUUCUUCUUCUUCAAGUCUGCAUAUUUUUAUCUGCUCGUCGCCGGUCGACAUUAUCUUACUUCCUUUCGUCUCUCUCGACAUCAACAUACUCAACAAAAACCAGUCAACAUGAAGUUCAUCGCUGCCGUCCUUGCUCUGGCCACUGUUGCCUUUGCCUACCCCACCGUCAACAUGAAUGCCCCGGUCAAGCGUCAAAACAUUGUCACCGCCGACGUCUCGGCCCCGGCCAUGACCGAUGCCUCUGGCAACGUCGUUCCGUUUGACGCCACCAGAGUUGACCAGGCCCGCCGCAAGCUCUAAGAAGCUUCCACAAGCACACAGUAACAGCACAUUGUGGGCCUGCCAAACACCAAACAUGACGGCCCAGCACAGCACAUAUAAUGAACGGCUCUACUUUACGACUCUUUGAUUGGGGGAAAACAAUGGGAAACGGAACUUUGUCGGAAAGGAAGGGGAUAGGAGGGGGGAACAGCUACAACAUCUCUAUCCUUCAGCGCCGGAUAACAGGAACCUCUCUGGGCAGAUUUAUUUUUUUGGCUUGCUUGCUUUUUGGGGUGGAUGUUUUGGAGGAAAAUAAAACACAUUUUUCUCUUGGCCUUUUUUUUUGGCGGGGACAUCACUUC
Podospora pseudocomata is the source of this 1182-nucleotide messenger RNA. RefSeq lists its product as uncharacterized. The coding region runs from base 668 to 859 and encodes 63 amino acids. The record is from RefSeq and is a predicted model, not a curated record. The transcript is spliced from 3 exons. Lineage: Eukaryota; Fungi; Ascomycota; Sordariomycetes; Sordariales; Podosporaceae.